This is a messenger RNA of Entrophospora candida, 3021 nucleotides long. Lineage: Eukaryota; Fungi; Glomeromycota; Glomeromycetes; Entrophosporales; Entrophosporaceae. The record is from the annotation of a GenBank genome assembly.
AUGUCUGAAGAAGAGGUAAAACGAUUACUCAAAUUGGUGGAGGAGUCAUUGAACGAAACUUCUAUAACCAUCAAACUAACAAAAAAAAGGAUAACUGAAAUCCCUAUCGAAGUUAUAAAUUAUGCAAUUAACUAUAAUGUUGACAGGUUGUCAAUCGAAAUCAAUCAAUUGUCAAAACUUCCAAAAGAAAUGUCUAAUUUCACACAUUUAAGAUAUCUUAACCUUUCUCAAAAUGCUUUUAUAGAAUUUCCAGAAGCACUUUGUUCAAUGCCAAGUUUAAAAAUUUUGGAUAUUAGUAAAAAUAAAAUUUGUAAAUUACCUCAAGAUUUUGGAAAAUUGAUGACAUUACAGUUACUGAAAAUUUCAAAAAAUCAAAUAAAAAGAUUACCAAAAUAUAUUGCCGAUAUGAAGGAUUUGCAAUAUUUAAAAAUUGAUUUCAAUCCAAUUAAAUUUCCACCAAAAAGUAUUCAUGUGAUUCCAAAAGGUGAAGAUAAAGAUGUCAUGUUACCUUGGUUAGAAAAUCUAAAGGAAUACCUUAGACAAAAUUCAGAUGAGUCGGAUGAGAUCAAAAAUAGCAGUAGUGAUGAAGAAGUGGAUUGUCAGUUUGAUUCACAAAAUAAUAAUAAACAAUUAAAAAAAGCAACUUCAGUUGAUACCAUUAAUUACCUAUCAUCUGUUAACACAAGACAAAUAGUUGAUAGUGGUGGUGGAUCCUCAUCAUCUUUAAAAACAAUCAAAGAAAGUGACCAGCCCAUCCCAAAACAAGAGAAAAGACGUCUUAAUCCAAAAUUAAGUUUGGAUUUGCCAUUUGCUCAUCGUAACCGAAGUCAUAGCAAUGAUUUUGAUGCAACAUUAGCAAUUUUUAGAAGUAAAUUCGUUCAUAAACAUUCAAAAAGUGCAUCUUCAGAUUCAAUAAGUUCAACACAAAGCCAAAGUGGCAUUGCUGAAGAGAAACAAAGUGAUUAUUAUUUCCAAAAACUUAGGGCACUUCUUCCAACAGAAAAUCUUCCAAUGAGUGACAUCUCACUAAGAGAAGCUAGUCGAAAUAUUUUGUAUGCAUUUUCACAAGUACAUAAAGCAAUUCGUCAGUUUGCAAUUGUUACUGGGAGUGAAAAAAUAUUUAUGAAUGAUCUUAACAAAGCAGCAAAACUGAUUGGACAGUUGAGUACAGCAUUACAAAUAUAUGAUGACUUUGCAUUACAGACACCUGAUGCAGAUCAUUGUAUUAAAUUGCUUACUACAUGUCAAGAGAAUAUAUCUAGUUUUAAGUUAUUAAUGGAACUUUUGAAUAAACAACUCAAAUCACUUACACAAUCUCCUGAAAAUAUGAGAUAUUCUCGUACACUUCUAUUGAUGCUUCAUGGAGCAGUUGCAGAUAUCAAAUUUGCAUGGGAAUUGAUAUUUCCAUUAUUAAAUGCUCAGACGCCUUACACCGGAAUGUCUACCCCUUUUAGAUCAAAAUCUAUGACAAGAUCAAAUAGUAGUAAUAUUGCUAAUGUUGCACCAUAUUCAGCAAGUGCAACUUCGUCAUAUUUUUCAUCAUCAUCUUACAGUUUAAAUACACCUACAAGUGCGGGAUCAGGGCCACAUUCAGCAGGACUGCAUAAUAACUUAAACACGGACUUUUUAUUUUCAAUAGCUAUAUUUAAUCAACUUCUUUCACAAGUGGAAGUUGCAAUUAAAGCUGUAGAAAAUGUUAUAAAAUGUUUAUCAGAUAAUGUGGAGGAUGUUUUAGAACCUACUAAUGAAGAUCAGAUGAAAUCCUCAUCAUCUAUUAAGGAUAAAAUGAAUGAAUUGGUUAAAGAUGCAAAUGAAGUCACCAUACUCUUAAAAAAAUCUUUAUUAUCAGCAAAAUCAUCCACCAAUAAUAAAGAUGAUCCAUCCAUACAACUUAAAGUUUAUGAUGAUACACUGGUUUUUCUUCAGACAACAAUUAAAUUAUGUGAAUUUGCAAAGGAAGUCUCUCACAAAUGGCAGUUGAACAGUAAAGUUAAAUCAGGGUUAAGUCAUGUGAUGAAAUCUUAUACUGAAUUAACAGGUUUAUUAAAUAAAAAUCAAGUAUUGUUGGAUAUUCAAAUAUGUAACGGGAAUGACGUUUGUUCCUUAUGGGAACCUGGGUAUUGGAGAAAUAGCGAUUUGCAAAGAGAACAUAUUUUUCAUAAUGUAAAAAGUGUAAACGUUCCUUUGGGUAUGAUUGUAGUUUUAAUAACUCACUCGGACAAACGAUUAAUAAUGCCAUAUGGUUUUUCUGAUUGUAAAGAACGAGAUAUUUGUUCAUUUGUGGCUCGUUUAGAUAUUUCAGCUAAUCUUAGACUUGCUUUAGAUCAAAUUUCUAAAUAUAUUGAAAAUAAUUCAACAAAUGAAAUAAUUCAUUUUCAUAAAGCAAAAUCACAUUUUCCAAAGAAUGUUAUCACACUAGUAUCACAAUUUUCGGCAAAUCGACUAACACGAUUCGAACAAGCAAUAUCGGUUUGGCCCGUACCAUGUGUUGCGAUACAUGAAAAUUAUUUUGGUAAAUUUCCAAAUACAAUAUCAGAAUUGAGAGAUUUAUAUAAUAAAGGUAUAGCUUACAUAACUGAUCCUUUUGCUGGCCACGGUCCAACUGGUACACAAAUUCUAUUAUCACACCAAUUAUACAAUUCAAACCCUUUCUAUGAAAUAUGUUAUGAAUCACAAUGGGAACCUUACUACAUUAUAUCAAAAUCAUCGCCAUACUAUGAUGAACGAUUUGAGAACCAAGGCGGUGACAAACAACAGCAUGCAUUAUCAUUGAACGCAUUAGGUUACAGAUUUUUGGUUUUGAAAGAUCAUUUUAUUUAUCAUAUGGAUCAUAGGAAAUUGGUUUGGGCUGAUGGUGGCCUAGAGAAAAAUCAGAAACUUCUAAAAGAUUUCACUUAUUUUGAUCAUUAUAUACCAGAGAUGCAACGUAUUUUUGGUAAUAAUGUUAGAUGGCCAAGAGGUUGUUCUCAUCCUUUUGUAAAAGAACAAUUUAGAGAUUUAAUGGGAAUUGGAUUAAAUUAA